This is a messenger RNA of Heterotrigona itama, 5436 nucleotides long. NCBI's taxonomy places the organism in Eukaryota, Metazoa, Arthropoda, Insecta, Hymenoptera, Apidae. The record is from the annotation of a GenBank genome assembly.
AUGACGAACGAGGUGGUCUUCAAACGUUCGGGAUUGAAUCGUGAACGAUCCGCUUACCUGUGAAAGAGACAUCGAUGCAUCCUUGCCUCGUGUACUAAACGCUUCGCGUUAAUGCUCCACUUAACUCUAAAACGGGCGUAAGACACUAUCGCACUGUCUCAAGCACUCUUCAUUCAUACUAGAAAUUCUAUAGUCUACUGUAUACGUGGAUACACCCACAAUGUAUUCUGCAACAGUUUCAAAGGAAACGUAGUUGCUUUCUGUGUAAUACUGUAUUCUGCUAAUUGUAACAUAUUACGCAGUACUUAUCUCGGUACAAUGCAAUUAAGAUAUACGUUUAACGUACAUGUUUACAGCACAGCAUUCAAACAUAUACCUGAAUCCAUCGAAUAUUUUUACAAAUAUCUAAAUACAUAAAAUUCAACUGCAUUGAGACGAUUGGAGAUGAAUUAUUUUUUUUUUUUUUUUGAACAAACUCAUGGACAAGAGAAAAACUUUACUAAUGAAUUUAAAAUUCGAUCGACAUAUUGAUGAGAUUUUGUUAAAACGAAGGAGAUUAUGUAUUAGAAAAUUUGAUUCAUUUAGCUUGCGGAUUCGCAUCUCCUCCGGCAGAAUACAUAUAAGGACAUUGGAGAAUCGCAUCUGCCGUUCGCUAACUAGUCGACAGCUGUGCCGAAUUCGAGUAGUUAUCCAACACUGAAGUGAUUUAAACUGGUUAUUCUCGGACGGGACAGUCUUCUACACGUUUAGUACUCAGAAUGAGGCACAGAUUUGAGUAGUUAUCGAAGUUAGCGACACGAUUCUCUAUAUGUGACGAGUGAGAAGCGAUUCGGAGAAUCCAUGUAACGUGCGGAGGUUUAACCGCAUGUGGCAGGAAUGGGUAUUGUACCUGUCAAAGCUUUAAAAGUAUUAAAUUUUAAUUCUUGUUAGACUUUAGUUAAAUUCAGACACUUGUUAUUCUUCAAAGUUUGAAAACUUUUACUUAUAAUUUUACAACACUAAAUGCUAUUUAUUUCCUCUCUCUGGAAUCUCUCAGAUAAUAGUUUAAAUUAAUAGUAAUAGUUAGUAUUCGUUAAUAGUAAUUAAUAGUAAAAAAAAAAUGAGUUAUUAACAUUGAUUAGGUAAAUGAAUAUGAAUCAAGUUAUAUCGUGUUUGAUCUCGUUUUAAUCAGAGAAAAAUUUCAUCCAUAAUGUCGAUGAAAUUCAAACAGCGAAUACAAAGAAGUCUCUUUCAUUGUAUUGCUGUUGCCAUACCGAUCUGUAAGUUUUUAAUCUCUUUCAACUGCCUCGACCCUCAAUCCUUUUCUUUCUUUCGCUCGGUGAACUCCGUGUCUGUUGCUGUCGGGAAAAUACAAAGAACUUGAAGAAUCGUGCCUACUAUUCGCUAACUACCCUACAACGGACCCGACCCUCGAGCUCGACUCCAUAAAGACUUUGCUGUAUACAUAAUUUACAGUCAAGCAUAGGCACUCGUUUGCACGAGGAUUAGGAUUUUUGGAAGUUUGGAAAAAAAUUUGUCGACGUAAAGAGAUCAUAUGAUGAACAGUAAAUAUCUUAUAAUGACAAUAAAUAUUUUAUAUUACAGGACCAACUGUAACAGCAAAGGCAGUUCUUCAAGGUACAGCAGAAUUACCAUGUGACAUCCGUCCACCACGACAAAAUGACUCUGCAAUUCUAGUUGUUUGGUACAAAAGCGAUAUCACACCUAUUUACAGUUACGACAUGAGAGGGAAACAUUCUGAGAAAGCUUCCCAUUGGAAUGACAAGGACCAUUUGAAUGACCGGGCAUUCUUCAGGAUAGUUACUGAACCAGCAACACUAAACAUCAAUCACAUCGAAGAAAGAGAUGAAGGCGAAUACAGGUGUCGAGUAGAUUUUGCCAAAAGUCCUACUAGAAAUUCCAGAAUUCAUCUGAUAGUCAUAGUACCACCGCACAAACCAAAUAUUAUCGAUGAACAUGGAACAACUGUGACAGCGGUAGCAGGUCCAUACGAAGAAGGUGGUGAUAUGAAAUUGCAGUGUCUUGUUUCUGGAGGUCGACCGGAGCCGAAACUAAGAUGGUGGCGUGGAGAGAUGCUUCUAGAUUCAAAAGACGAAGCAGGAGAAUUUCCAUCUCUUCGUAGAAAUACUUUAAUAGUGAGAGAACUUUCAAGAGCUGAUCUUCAUGCAGUGUUUACUUGUCAAGCAUCUAACAACAACAUUAGUCAACCUGUGUCUGCGUUGGUUGCAAUUGAAAUGCAUUUGAAGCCAUUAUCUGUAACAAUAUUAAGUAGUGAGCAUGCACCCCUUAGUGCCGGGCGAAAAUAUGACAUAAAUUGUAUGACUGUUGGAUCAAGGCCACCAGCUAAGUUAUCUUGGUACAUGGAUGGAAGAAAACUGAAUAAUUACACGGAGAAGGUAUCUGAAGAUGGUAAUAUGACGAGUUCGACGUUAAUACUGAAACCAACAUUACUUGAUCAUGAUAAAGUGGUCAUCUGCCGAGCAGAAAAUUUCAAAGUUCAACGAGUUGUUCCAAUUUUACAUCUGGAGUUAGGAUCGAAUAUGAAUCCAGACGAUAUUGAGGAAGGUGAUGACGUAUAUUUUGAAUGCAAAGUUCAUGCUAAUCCUGGCGCUUACAAAGUUAUAUGGAAGCAUAAUGGAAAUAUUAUUCAGAACAAUGCAAAAAACGGUGUAAUUGUGCAACAAUAUGGCUUGGCUUUGAGGGAGGUUAAUCGUUCUCAAGCAGGCAAUUACACUUGUAUUGCCAGCAACGUCGAAGGAGAUGGCUAUAGCAAUACUGUCGAGCUCAAAAUUAUGUCCCGUCACGAGGAUGCUCGAAUAGUUUGCAGCGUCGAGGCAUACCCAUCUCCGGAUAGUUUCCGUUGGACAUUUAACAAUACAGAAGAAAUGGUUGAUGUACCUCAGGCGCGGUACAAGAACUCUACACGCCACAGUCAAAGUAUUCUUAUUUAUCGGCCAAUUACUGAAAUGGACUACGGCACGGUGUUCUGUUGGGCAAGUAAUACCGCUGGUCAACAAAAGAACGCCUGCAUAUUUCAUAUCAUUCCAGCAGGGAUAUUGCAAGCGAAUAUUACGUCCAAGGAGAAUGCUGCUUUCACUGUUUAUGGUUUAGGAUCUGGCAGAAUUCUCAACAUGGUCUUAUACGCCGUAAACGCGAAAGGAAGAAGCGAGCCGACUUUGUUAGAAGGAUUUACAUUAAAGAUCGCUGAGAAGCAAACUGGUAUACCAGUGCCAUUCGAAAUUACUCCAUUAUUGGGAAGCCUGAUCGGAGUAGUAUUCGCAUUGCUUUUCGUUACUAUUACCAUUCUAGUGGCUAUGAAAAUUAGAAACGAACGGAGAGCUCAAAGACCGAGUGAUCUACCACUGAAGAAGAGCACCGCACCGAGUUCCGAGGAUUUGUACGAUACCGACGACAGGAAUCCGGAUGUCGUACCAAUAAAUAAAGGUUCAGAUUACCAAUUGACGGGAUCAAUAUCCGGCACUCCUAUGGCCACACAGAAUACACCAGAUGGACUUCCAUCAACUUCGCUUUCUAUACAACAGGUGACUCACCUACAAGGAUUGUCACCAUAUUCGCACGAAUAUAAUAAUUAUCCAGCAUUAUCGUUGUCAGACGAAGUAACGUACGCUGAACUAUGUCUGACGCGUCCAUCAACAUUAUCAACGUUAGUAAAUGACACGAAAUUGAUUGGUGGAAGUGGAAUUGGCAAUUUAAGUACACUCGAAGGUUAUAGUAGUGAGGUGAUCGUAGGUGGUAAGCCAUGCACGAGGGAAGCUACGAUUUAUGCUUGCAUAGAUCACAAUGCAAGGCCGUUGAAGAUCGAUCCUCCAUCUACUUCGCCGUUCACAUUGGCAACCCUGUCGACAAGAAGUACAUUCCAGGACUGUAAUGUUUCGACGAUGAAUAGCAAACACCCGACAAGAGAAAUUGUUACGGUGCGUACACCGUUAAUAUCAACCCAGGAGAGUUGUGUAUAGGGAUGCGAUCCUGACGCGCUAAAUAUCAACGAAUAUUACGUUUGAUUCGACGUGCGCGUCUAGUUAUUAAAUGUGGUUCUUCAACCAUUUGUGCUAUAAUGAAACGUACAUAUAUGCUAUUUGAUAUGCGACAAAUGUGUAAAGUAGUUAACGAAAUUAAUGUCAGGUGGACUGAUCAAUCAUUAAUUGUCAAAUAUUAAUACGGUAGCGAAAGAAUACAAAGGAACGACGAGUCCUCUUAAUAUAUUAAUAAUAAAAGCGUGAUAUUAAUGUUAAUCUACAAAUUGUUCAAGGAUAUUGAUAAGUUAAAGUUAAAUUUGGUCGAUAAGACUGAUUUGAAUGUUACGUAAUCUUUCAUCUACCGAGUGCCCAUUAUCGCAAGCAACUAAAUUGUUUCCCUUGUGAACUAUGAGAAUGAAAAAGUAUUUGUGGCUGCAUGAUUUAAGGACGAAUUUUUAAUACCAGAUGGAACAGAUGCAAUCAAGCUCAUUGAAACCAUAAUCAAUUAACCAAAAUAUAAAAAAUCAAAAUUAUAUCAAUUCUCAACUUUUGAGUGAAAUUAAUAUAUGUUACAUCUUUCUCGUUAUAAAUACCAAUUGCCAUUUUUCCAUCCAAGGUCCAUAUUUGUCGAAUAACUAUGGCGUUGCGUGUAAUACAUCAAACUUGCACUUGAAAAUGAAGUUUCAUAAGUAAUCUUUAUCCGAGAUAUCUUGAUUUACUAUUCAUCAUUAUCUGAUGAUGGAAACUCACAGUAUUGUACAAAAGAAUGUUAAUAACAUCAGAAUUAUUAUUCAGACAAUCUAAAAUCCUAAAAUGAAUACUAUGCAAAAAUACCUCGAAUCAUGCAACCUUCCAAUCAUUUUUUUACAUCUUUAAUAACAAUAAAAAACUUAAGUGUUCAUGAGUUGGACAUUACUGUGUAUAUAUCUUCAUAUUACUUAAUUUGUUAUACCAGUAUAACUAUUAAGACAGAAUUUCAGAAAAACGUUUAACAAUUUAAUAUAUGUAAUAUUGGUUUAUUUUAAUAGGAUUUAAUGAAUUUUCAGCGGAACUGAAAAAUUCAAUAAAACUGAUUAAUCAAAACUGGGAUCAUAAAAUGAUUUGAUAUUUAAACAUGUUAUAAGUAUUAUUUUUAAUGUUCACGCAUAUGUGUACCGUUUAAUAUAAAUAGCAUUAACAAAUUUUUAUUUUAACUCGAAUUUGAUGUGGCAACACUAACAUGUUCAUGAAAAAUGUGUAUUAUAAAAAGAGCGUAAAAGUAUAUGGUAAAAGUUGGAGUGUGGCCAGAAUAUAUGAAUUGUUUUGUACUGAUUUAUUCGCGUUUAUAAUUAAUAUCUAUGUAUAUAUAUUAUAUAUAUAUAUAGUAUAAUUUUUAAAUUUUUAAAUAUAUAUAGUAUAAUUUUUAAAUUUUUCUCAUACCUCAUACUUUUACAAACACAUUUAUAAACGAACAAUGCUU